UAAUCCACAACAAAAAUAAAUCAGAUCUUGCUUUUCUUCCAUCUCUUGCUUGUUCCCAAAUCUCCAAGCAAACCUGCAACCAAACGAUCCUCAGAAUUUCAUGGCCAACGGCUCUGUUCCCCUCUCCAUUCCCGCCGUUUGAACAUCGGCUGACGCCGUGUUGACCAACCGCUUCGAGCCAAGACAUCCCCACAAGGCCAAGAUCACCAUGAUGGUGGCGGCGCCUCCUCGUGCGACUCCUCUCGUCCUGCUCUUCUUCGUAUGCGCGUCCUUGUUCGCGACGGAUGCAGCAGCGGCGGCCGGGACGAACUCGUCCUUCGUGCUCGCGGCGGAGCAGACGCAGCGGAAGGAUCCUCUCGACGGGCUGAGGUACUACACCGGCGGCUGGAACAUCAGCGACGAGCACUACUGGGCUUCGGUCGGCUUCACCGCGGCGCCGGUCUUCGCGGCGGCCGGGGUCUGGUUCGUCGUGCUCGGCUUGGCCCUGUUCCUCGCCGCCUGCUGCUUCUGCUGCUGCCCCGGCCGCGGCGGGUCCUACUCGCGCGCGUGCUUGGUCGUCUCGCUCGUGCUCCUCCUCGUCGUCACGGCCGCCGCCGCCGUCGGGUGCGCCGUGCUGUACGACGGGCAGGGGCGGUUCCACGGCAGCACGACGGCGACGGUGGACUACGUGGUGCGGCAGUCCGGCGACACGGUGGCCAACUUGACGAGCUUCUCGGGCUUCCUCGAGACCGCCAAGACCACCGGCGUGGGGCCCGUCACGCUGCCCGCCAACGUCAAGGGGAGGAUCGACGACGUCGUCCUCAAGGUGAGCGCGGCCUCCGACGAGCUCGCCGCCCGCACGACAAGCAACGCCGCCAAGAUCCGCGCCGCCUUGGAGACCGCAAGGAAGGUUCUGGUUGUUGCUGCGGCCGCGAUGCUAAUCCUUGUUUUCCUUGGCCUCGUGUUCUCGCUCUGUGGAUUGGAGUCGAUUGUCUACGUGCUGGCGUUUCUCGGGUGGAUUCUGGUUGCAGGAACGUUCCUACUGUGCGGUACUUUCCUCCUCCUGCACAACGUGGUCGGUGACACCUGCGUCGCGAUGGGCGAGUGGGUGCGGCACCCGCAGGCGCACACGGCGCUGGACGACAUCCUCCCGUGCGUGGACACCGCCGCGGCGACGGAGGCGCUGGACCGGAGCAAGGAGGUGAACUACCAGCUCGUCGUCGUGCUCAACGGCGCGCUCUCCAACGUCUCCAACCGCGACUUCCCGCCGCAGGCCGCGCCGCUCUACUACAACCAGUCCGGCCCGCCGGUUCCGCUUCUCUGCAACCCCUACACGCCGGACCUCCGCGACCGCGCCUGCGCGCCCGGCGAGGUCACCUUCGACACCGCGCAACAGGCAUGGAAGGGCUACGUGUGCCGCGCCACCGUUGACGCCGCGUCGGGGUCGGAGGUGUGCACCACCGCGGGCCGCGUCACGCCGUCCAUGUACGCGCAGCUGGCCGGCGCGGCCAACGUCAGCUACGGGCUGUACCACUACGGGCCAGUCCUGAUCGGCCUGGCCGACUGCACGGUCGUGCGGGAGACGUUCCGGUCCAUCGGCGACGACCACUGCCCGGGCCUGCGUAGGUACAGCGGCCAGGUGUUCCGGGGCCUGCUCGCCGCCGCCAUCGCCGUGCUGCUGGCGGUGUUGCUGUGGGUCGUGCACUCGAGGGAGCAGCGGAGGAGGAGCGAUGCCAAGGAGCUGAUGGCCUCGUCGCCGUACAAGUUCCAUGUGGAGGAGAGGUCGCUGCUGAAGAGCCCGGUGAGGCCGUACAGGUGAAUACCUGUAUGAAAUAUGACGCGUGUCAGGUUAGGCUUUGCAGUGUCCAACAGAGGAGGGUUCAAGCUUCCAAAUGUUUAAUCACUAGUAUGUCUAAAGUGUCAAGAUUGAUUAUAUAAAAUCAUAUCAUUAGAUUUAUUAUUACAAAUGAUUCGGUAAAGUAUAAAUUUAU
Messenger RNA from Phragmites australis (common reed), 1970 nucleotides. RefSeq lists its product as uncharacterized. The record is from RefSeq and is a predicted model, not a curated record. The transcript has 9 exons. The coding region runs from base 209 to 1798 and encodes 529 amino acids. Gene Ontology annotation, cellular component: plasmodesma; plasma membrane. NCBI's taxonomy places the organism in Eukaryota, Viridiplantae, Streptophyta, Magnoliopsida, Poales, Poaceae.